AAAUAAUUCUAUUUAGUCUGAGCCCAAUCAGCCCAUUUAUCUACACACCAAUCAAACAAAAAGUAGAAUUUAAUUCCAAAGCAACAAGAGUUAAGAAUCCUCUAAAGAUUCAACAAGAUGAAGCAAGUUGACGGUCGUGAUGGAAAAGCCAUUCUUGCAAGAAUUAUUGCUGCUUCUUUCUUUGCUUUUAUCUCGGCCGCGGCUGCACACGAACACCGGAAAAGAAGUAAAGCCAAGAAGGAUAUAGCAACCAUCAUGCCACGCCUGUACAGGGCCGAAUCUGGUCGUGUUGGACAUCUUGAAAGAUUCUCUCACUAUGUUGCUAGGCAGGUGGGAUUUGUAGAUCCAAAUGAAUGCCCACAGCUCUGCAAAUUGGCCUAUGAUUAUCUAAGAAAAUCUAAAGACUGUGAGGCAAACAUAUAUGAAUUCUUUGCUAGUGAAGAUGAGGCUGAAUCUUUAUAUGUGAAGUUGAUAGAAGAAUUUGAAAGAUGCAUCCUUAGUUACUUUGCUUUUCACUGGACUCAAGUUUCUCAUAUGGUCAGCCAGGUGAUGCAUGAUGAAUCAGAGAAAAAGCCAAAGCUCAAAAACUUUGUAAUGGCGGCAACAAGGAAACAAAGAUUUGAAAGGGUGACCAAGGACUUAAAGGUGACAAGGGUCUUCUCCACCCUGGUUGAGGAGAUGAAAGCAAUCAGCAAAGCUGAACCACAAAGUUCUGAUUUAAUGGUGCCAAUGGACCUCAGCGAGAGGAGUCCUGUGCUGCUACUUAUGGGUGGUGGUAUGGGGGCAGGCAAGAGCACGGUCAUCAAGGAUAUCCUCAAAGAGUCAUUCUGGGCUGGAGCAGCACCUGUAGUAGUAGAGGCAGAUGCAUUCAAGGAAUCUGAUGUUAUUUAUAGAGCUCUAAGUGCAAUGGGUCAUCAUGAUGACAUGCUUCAAACAGCUGAGCUGGUGCAUCAAUCAUCAACCGAUGCUGCAUCAUCUCUAUUAGUAACUGCACUAAACGAGGGUCGAGAUGUGAUCAUGGAUGGUACUCUGUCAUGGGAGCCUUUUGUCGAGCAGACGAUUGCAAUGGCACGUAACGUGCACAAACAUCGGUAUCGAAUGGGAGCAGGAUACAAGGUAGCAGAGGACGGAACAAUUACUGAAAAUUACUGGGAGAAAGAAGAAGCUGAAAACCAACAACAGCUAGAGAACGGAGAAGUGAAACCAAGAAAACCAUACAGAAUAGAGUUGGUUGGAGUUGUUUGUGAUGCUUAUCUUGCUGUCAUCAGAGGCAUCAGGAGAGCUAUAAUGACUAGAAGGGCAGUGAGGGUCAGUUCACAACUAAAGUCCCACAAGAGAUUUGCAAGUGCAUUUACAAGUUAUUGCCAACUUGUCGACAAUGCCAGACUCUACUCCACCAACGCAGUGGGAGGACCACCUAAAUUGAUAGCAAGGAAAGAUGGAGACAACAACCUGCUAAUAGAUCCCGAAGAAAUUAAAUGCUUGACAAACGUAGGGAAUGUAAAUCCAGAUUCUGAAUCCAUAUACGAGCUUUAUAGCGAUCCAACCCCAAUCUUCGAAUCCGGCUCUAUUUGGAAAGAUGUCGUAUUUUCUCCUUCAAGGUCCAUCGUUCAAUCAGAGCUCAAAAUCUCCAUUCAAAUGAUUGAGAAUCCACCAUCCACCAACAGCACCAAACCUUGAACUCAAAUUGGUGUCUAUUGUAUUACUUUUAGCGUAUUUCUUGUAGAAAAGAAUAAUAAGAUUGAAUUUGUAUUCUAAAUUGUAUUUUACAAUGAGAAUGCUAAUGUCUAUUUAUAAACA
Messenger RNA from Ricinus communis (castor bean), 1800 nucleotides. Its product is annotated as calmodulin calcium-dependent NAD kinase. The transcript is spliced from 8 exons. The coding region runs from base 118 to 1680 and encodes 520 amino acids. NCBI's taxonomy places the organism in Eukaryota, Viridiplantae, Streptophyta, Magnoliopsida, Malpighiales, Euphorbiaceae. The record is from RefSeq and is a predicted model, not a curated record. Gene Ontology annotation, molecular function: ATP binding; kinase activity.